This is a messenger RNA of Vicia faba (fava bean), 318 nucleotides long. NCBI's taxonomy places the organism in Eukaryota, Viridiplantae, Streptophyta, Magnoliopsida, Fabales, Fabaceae. The record is from the annotation of a GenBank genome assembly.
AUGUCGGAAUUGGUUGUUACGAGACUCACAACUUCUGACUAUGUGGUUUAUGCUCCUAAGUGGGAUUCUCUCACAACCUUUAUGGUCUCAAUUCUGCAGAAUUUGAAAAAUAUCUCUUAUGAAUUUGUAGCAUCAUCUAGUCAAAGGCAAGAGCAAUUAGAAGUUAAAUUGGCUUAUGUUGUUGGUAAUCAAGAAGUCAUGGCUACUAAGCAAGAUGUGAUGAAAUAUCAGCUGGAGAUUGUGAUUACAAGAAAAGAUGUAAUGAGUUAUAAAUUGGAAUCUAUUAUGGAGAUUCUGAAGCAAAACUCUAGGCCUUAG